AUGUUAAAUAAUCUUAAAAAGACAAACGAAGAAGAGUCAACCCUCUUUGUCAAUAUAUGUUUCUGGUUGGUUGGAGAAUAUAGGGAUUUGCAUGAUAAUCUUUUAAGUAUCAUAGAGACUCAAAAUGAUAAUCUCAUUAGUAUUAUUGAGAUUGACAUGAAAAUAAGACUAGAAGAAUCCUCAUGUAAUACUAUAUUUUGGUUUACUGGUGUGGACAGGAAAUUAUUUGAUGAGCAUGAUGAUCCUAUCAGAUACACAGUGGGAAAAAUCAUUGAUCAUUUGGACCCGUCCAAGACACAAGAUACUCUUGCCUUUAUCAACUCAAAGCCAGAGUAUAAAGAGUACUCCAAUCACGUCAAAGAGACCAUCAAGAGAUAUGGGGAAGCCGAAUUCAACUUGCCAAAAAGACCGGUCAUUCAUUUUCCAAUGCUCGUUGAUGAGCAUGAAGAUCCAAUCAGCUAUACAGUGGGAAAAAUCAUUGAUCAUUUGGACCCGUCAAAAACACAAGAGACUCUUGCCAUUAUCAAAUCGAAACCAGAGUAUAGAGAGUACACCAACAAACAUGUUAGAUCAUAA
Molecule: messenger RNA, 576 nt
Organism: Cavenderia fasciculata
Lineage: Eukaryota; Evosea; Eumycetozoa; Acytosteliales; Cavenderiaceae
Exons: 3
Coding region: 1-576 (191 amino acids)
Source: RefSeq, a predicted model, not a curated record